AUGUCGGAUGCUGCCAGCCUGGCACUGCAGCUGCUGGCCGCACUGCGCGAGGAGGAGCCGCGGCUUGUGGAGGGGCUGCUGCGCCUCGGGGCGGACCCCAACCUGGUGCUGGAAGAUGGCGCGGCGGCGGUGCACCUGGCUGCCAGAGCGCGCCAUCCGCGCGCCCUGUGUUGCCUUCGGACGCUGCUGCGCCGGGGCGCGGACCCCAAUGUUCGGUCUGCAGAGGCACUGACGCCCAUGCACGUGGCCUCCGCGUGGGGCUGUUGCAGGGCCCUGGAGCUGCUGCUGAGCAAGGGGGGCGACCCCUCGCUGCGAGACCAGGACGGACUCCGGCCCCUGGACUGGGCACUGCAGCAGGGACACCACAAGUGUGCACGCGUCCUGCGGGAGCUGGACACGCGGGAGGAGACCCAGGAGUACACAGGUGAUUUUCAUGUAGACCAGGCUGGCCUUGAACCCGCCACAUGCCCAGGACGUGUCUCCCCAGCGUCCCCUGGAUUCUCUCAGCAGCCCUGUGUGGUGCAGGACUCAGAGCAGUGCGUGGGCAGACCUGAACCAUCAGUGGCUGCAGUGGACAAGGCUGCAGAGCUCCGGAGCCCUGAGACCUCGGGGAGCCCAGACUGCAGCAGUGAUGCUUCGUUUGUCACCGCGGUGGAGGACUUUCCGCAGCCCCAGGGCCCUGUGGGGACACUGGGGCCUGUGGCAGCCAGGGAGGAGGCACCAAGUUGCCAGCUGCAGGCCCUGAAGUUAACCACGGAGGGUGAUGGGGACCUGGGGCCGUGGCACACCCAUGGCCCGGUGGCCCCCAUGUCCGACCUGCAGCUGCUCCAGGCCCUGCGAGCGCUGGGCCACAGCCCUGGCCCCGUCACACCUUUCACCCGAGGACACUACCUGCGGAGGCUGCAGGAAGCCCAGGCUAGCCCUGCUAUCUCAGGACACAGCCCAGAACUGUUGGAGGCCCUGAGGACGGGCCAUGUCCCCAACUGCCAGGAGGAUGAGGCCGCCCUGGCUCAGUACUUUGAUCAUCCGGACCCCAGGAGGAGGUGGCGGGAAGGCGUGACAAAGUCCAGUUUUACGUAUCUUCUUCUGGACCCCAGGCUGACGCAAGGCCUGCCCGCCAGAGCCUCCUCUCUCACGCUGGCCGAGAGUCUGCAGUGUUUCGUGCGAGCCAUCUUCUACGUGGGCAAGGGGACCCGUGCUCGGCCGGAUGCCCACCUCUGGGAAGCGCUCAGCUACCGUGAUCAGCCAGGGAAACAGGCCUGCCCCAAGGUCCGUCAGAUCUUAGACAUCUGGGACGGCGGCCGCGGCGUCAUCUCCCUGCACUGCUUCCAGCACGUAGUGGCCGUGGAGGCGUACACGCGGGAGGCUUGUCUGUUGGAUGCCUUAGGGAUCCAGACACUGACCAACCAGAAACAGGGCCACUAUUAUGGAGUGGUCGCCCACUGGCCAACCCCACGGCGUCGUCGAUUGGGGGUACACCUUCUACAGCGCGCUCUGCUAGUCUUCCUGGCUGAGGGCGAGCGGGAGCUGAGGCCGCAGGACAUCCAGGCCCGAGGCUGAGGA
Messenger RNA from Acomys russatus (golden spiny mouse), 1563 nucleotides. It is a transcript of the gene Ankle1, whose product is annotated as ankyrin repeat and LEM domain containing 1. NCBI's taxonomy places the organism in Eukaryota, Metazoa, Chordata, Mammalia, Rodentia, Muridae. Bases 1 to 1560 code for a protein of 519 amino acids. The transcript is spliced from 9 exons. Gene Ontology annotation, molecular function: protein binding; endonuclease activity. The record is from RefSeq and is a predicted model, not a curated record.